Molecule: messenger RNA, 255 nt
Organism: Nematocida parisii ERTm1
Lineage: Eukaryota; Fungi; Microsporidia
Exons: 1
Coding region: 1-255 (84 amino acids)
Source: RefSeq, a predicted model, not a curated record
AUGCUUAUUCUUGCAAAUAUUACCAAAGCAGCCAUUGGUGCACUGAAAGAGUACAUCACAUUUAUGGGUGCAAUGACCACAACUGAAGCAAUGAACAUUUUGAACAUUCCAGUCGAACAAGAACUGUCCCACAGCAUAAUUAAACAGAAUGCAGAAAGACUAACAAAAAAGAAUAAAAAUGCAUUGCCAGCUUCUCUCUAUAUACUAAAGAAAAUAAAAAGUGCAGAGGCAGUUCUUCUCAGAGAGAUAGAAUAA